AUGGGAAAUUGUAUAAGGCAUGAAUCCUCUGUGCAAUGGGGUGGUGAUGACUGGGGAUCUCCAGAAAAGGAGGAGCUUUAUGGUAGUGAUACAGAUUGUGACAUGGGGGACAAUAAUAAGGCCAUGAUUAUGGAAGAGAAGGGUCUCCUUGGAGGAGCUGAGAGAAGUUUUACUAAGUCUUCAUCUACAACUACUACUACUACUACUACUACAGAGGUAAAGAUCAAGAUCACGAAGAAACAGCUGGAGGAGUUGCUAGGCAAGGUGGACUUGAAAGAAUUGUCUGUGCAACAAGUUUUGGCCCAGUUGAUUAAAGUUAGUGAUCGAUUUGAUUCGCAUCCAAGGUCCUGGAGGCCUGCCCUGCAGAGUAUUCCUGAGGUGAAUUGA
Molecule: messenger RNA, 387 nt
Organism: Quercus robur (English oak)
Lineage: Eukaryota; Viridiplantae; Streptophyta; Magnoliopsida; Fagales; Fagaceae
Exons: 1
Coding region: 1-387 (128 amino acids)
Source: RefSeq, a predicted model, not a curated record